GGCAACUGUGUGGUUGUCCAGCAGAAUGUUCAAACAGGAAAUGAUAGAACGUCUGACGUAACGGUCACGUGGGGGUGCGUACAGGCACGAUGCUGUUGUAGCUAAAAUGAUGGACAUAGUAAGAUAUUAAGGUCAGUUACACUAAUUUUCCAAAUCAAAAGCUCAUAAUAUGAAUGUGUCUGCUACUGGGACUUUAUUAGUAAGGUCGCAAUGUCCUUACCACGGGAGGAAUGCGCCAUCACUAAUCAUCUUCACCUGUAGCCGCCUGCACAGUACUGGACAAGCGCCCAAACAAGCUAACCAAACGAAGAGGGCCAGCUUCAGCCCUUCCUCCAGCUCAAAGCAUGACUGGAUUGGCCCGGCAGACCGCCUGUCAAACCUGCGGCCAAUCAUCUACCAUAUACCUGAGAACGAAACGCCCCUCGAACGGAGACUCAGGCACCUGCGGCAGGAGACAGAAGACUGGAACCAUCAGUUCUGGACCAAUCAGAACAUCACAUUCAACAAGCAAAAAGAGGAGUACGUGCUGACGCAGCUGAAGGCCAAAGGCCAGGAGGAGCGGGAUGACAAAGGGAAGAAGCGCACUCUGUCCAGUGAGGACAUGGCGGUGUUCUAUAAACACUUCCUGGACAAGAACUUCAAAAGGCACGCAGACUACAACAGAGAGUGGUACAGACGGAACUUCACCAUCACACUGCUGAUGGCCCGCGUGGCCCUGCUCAGGACCUGGAGACGGCUGAGGGGAGGGGGGCCUGCCGUCUGACCCCCCACACACACAUACAGGACAGCCCAUUAGCCCAUCAUCUACACGGUGCUCUGUGAACGCCCCCCAACCCAUCAAAGACCCGUUCUGUAUGAACGCUCCACUGUGUGCAAUGAGAACGCAUCCAGGAGGAGCUCGCGGAACUCUUUGUCCGUCUACACAGAGUUAUAAGGGAAUGGUCCAAUCAGCUGCCCAGGCACACAGCCCCACCAACAUGUUGGAGAGGCUCUGUGUGUGUGAGUGAGAGAGAGUCUGUGAGUGUGUGAGGAGUGAGCGAGUGUUAUAUUAUUGUCUCAUGCUUGUGGUCCUUCAGCAGCCUUCCUCACUGAAGUCCUUUUGCAUGUUUGACUGCCCAGGUGUGAUGGUCAGAUGUAAGUGUGCUGAUACGCCUGUGUUGACUCACACAUGCCAGACUGUGUGACUGUGUGACACUACCUGGGGGCUGUAGUACGAGGCAAGGUUACUGGCUUACUCGGGUAACUUCAGGAGGAACUACUGAUCUCCGAACAACACUCUUGGUUCGCUCAAUAGCUGGUCAGUGCACUGUGUGUUUUAGAGAUUAGCAGUUACUCCCAAAGCUAACCUCGCUUCCUAGCACAGCCCUCUGAAGCCUUUCAUAUGCGGAGCCUCUCUGAGCUGUUAACGGUUAACUGUGUCUUAUGACCGGCAUGAGAUCUUUUGCAGGGAGGACCCCCACACAGGAAGGGUAGAAUUAUCCCCCUCUAAGUGGUAGUGUGUGUAGUAGGGGUUUUGUGCAAAGGACUGAACUUAAUCCUAUUACUGGCCCUCUCAAAGGCUGGAUUUAUUGGAGGAUCUCCUGCUUUAUGUAUUCAUUUGAUGCUUGAAAUACAUUUAUGUUAAAGUAAAUAAACAAAUGUUAAGAAUG
Molecule: messenger RNA, 1649 nt
Organism: Alosa alosa (allis shad)
Lineage: Eukaryota; Metazoa; Chordata; Actinopteri; Clupeiformes; Clupeidae
Product: cytochrome c oxidase assembly factor 8
Exons: 5
Coding region: 170-763 (197 amino acids)
Biological process (GO): intrinsic apoptotic signaling pathway
Cellular component (GO): mitochondrion
Source: RefSeq, a predicted model, not a curated record